GGGGCGGCCUCGUCCGCGGUCGGGCCGGGGGCAGCUGGCGUGGCUCGGGUCUCCUGCGGGAGGGACCUGAGCUGCGUCCCAGAAGUGGCGGGCACCCUGGGGGCGGUUGCUAGACAAGGAUUUGAUUUUCUCUGCAUGCCUAUUUUCCAUCCCCGAUACAAGAGAGAGUUUUUCCAUGAGCCGGCUAAAAACCGACCAGGACCGCAGACUCGCUCUGACCUGUUACUCUCAGGGAGAGACUGGAACACGCUGAUUGUGGGCAAACUGUCUCCAUGGAUCCGGGCAGAUUCCAAAGUGGAGAAAGUUCGUAGGAAUUCGGAGGCGGCCAUGCUGGAGGAGCUGAAUUUUGGGGCAUAUUUAGGGCUCCCAGCAUUCCUCCUUCCCUUGACACAGGCAGACAACCCCAACCUGGCACGUGUUCUGUGUAAUCAUAUCAAUACCGGCCAUCACACUUCCAUGUUCUGGAUGCGGGUCCCGCUGUUGGCCCCAGAAGACUUGAGGGACGAUGUGAUUGAAAACGAGGCUGUGCAGGGAGUGGAGGAUGAGUGCACAGGCGAGGAGAAGACCUGGCAGUGGUGGCAUAACUUCCGAACAUUGUGCGAUUACAACAAGCGUGUUGCCGUGGCACUGGAGGUGGGCCCAGACUUGCCAUCCAAUCAUGUCAUUGACCGCUGGUUGGGUGAGCCAAUCAAAGCGGCCAUUCUACCCACCAGCAUCUUCUUGACCAAUAAGAAAGGCUUCCCUGUUCUCUCCAAAAUGCAUCAGCGCCUGGUCUUUCGCCUCCUUAAACUUGAGGUACAGUUCAUCAUCACAGGAGCCCACCACCAUCCAGAGAAGGAAUUCUGCUCAUACUUGCAAUACUUGGAGUAUCUUAGCCAGAAUCGCCCACCUCCUUCUGCUUAUGAGCUUUUUGCAAAAGGCUAUGAAGACUACCUCCAGUCUCCAUUGCAGCCCUUGAUGGACAACUUGGAAUCCCAGACCUAUGAAGUCUUUGAGAAGGACCCUAUCAAAUACUCCCAGUACCAACAGGCUAUAUACAAGUGCCUCUUAGACCGUGUUCCUGAUGAGGAGAAAGAGACCAAUGUCCAGGUGGUGAUGGUGUUGGGGGCAGGGAGGGGUCCUCUAGUAAAUGCCUCCCUCCGAGCUGCUCGCCAGGCCAACCGGCACAUCAAGAUUUACGCCGUGGAGAAGAACCCCAAUGCUGUGGUGACGUUGGAGAGCUGGCAGUAUGAGGAAUGGGGUUCCCAGGUGACAGUGGUCUCCUGUGACAUGCGGGAAUGGGAGGCUCCAGAGAAAGCGGAUCUCAUGGUGUCAGAACUCCUGGGCUCCUUCGCUGACAAUGAACUAUCCCCAGAGUGUCUGGACGGGGCAGAACAUUGCCUCAAAGAGGGAGGGGUGAGCAUCCCCUGUGACUAUACGUCCUUCUUGGGCCCAAUCUCAUCCUCCAAGCUCUACAACGAAGUGCGGGCCUGUCGCGAGAAAGAUCGUGACCCCGAGGCUCAGUUUGAAAUGCCGUAUGUUGUUCGCCUUCACAACUUCCACCAGCUAGCACCCCCAAAAGCCUGUUUCUCCUUCAAACAUCCCAAUCCAGACCCUCUCAAAGACAACAACCGUUACCAAACACUAGAAUUCCAGGUGGAUGUGAAUACAGUGCUUCACGGUUUUGCAGGCUAUUUUGAGACCACUCUAUAUGGAGAUAUUACACUUAGUAUUCGGCCCGAGACUCACUCACCUGGCAUGUUUUCAUGGUUCCCUAUUUUCUUCCCCAUCAAGCAACCCAUGAGUGUGCAGGCAGGGGAGAAGAUCCGAGUGGCCUUCUGGCGUUGCAGCAACUCCAAGAAAGUGUGGUACGAGUGGGCGGUUGUUUCCCCAGUGUGUUCUGUCAUCCACAACCCCACAGGACGCUCCUACACUAUUGGAUUGUGAGCAGGAGUUCAUGCUGUUCCCCCUUGCUCUGCACUGAGACACGAGGAAGCCUCUUCUGCUUUGCACUCGUACAAGAGAGACUGAUUUUUCUACGCAGGGGCAUAAGGUCUUCAACGCUUGCUGGCUGCAGGUCGGAGCAAAGUCCUUGGCUUGGCUUCUUCCUCCUGCCUCGAUCAUGUUUUUCGGUCAGUGAAAUUUCAAUAAAGUUGCUGAAAUGUG
This is a messenger RNA of Python bivittatus (Burmese python), 2145 nucleotides long. It is a transcript of the gene PRMT5, whose product is annotated as protein arginine methyltransferase 5. The record is from RefSeq and is a predicted model, not a curated record. Gene Ontology annotation, biological process: regulation of DNA-templated transcription; peptidyl-arginine N-methylation. Gene Ontology annotation, cellular component: cytosol; nucleus. NCBI's taxonomy places the organism in Eukaryota, Metazoa, Chordata, Lepidosauria, Squamata, Pythonidae.